Molecule: messenger RNA, 1410 nt
Organism: Zymoseptoria tritici IPO323
Lineage: Eukaryota; Fungi; Ascomycota; Dothideomycetes; Mycosphaerellales; Mycosphaerellaceae
Gene: IDH1
Product: isocitrate dehydrogenase [NAD] subunit 1
Exons: 4
Coding region: 56-1192 (378 amino acids)
Biological process (GO): tricarboxylic acid cycle; isocitrate metabolic process
Cellular component (GO): mitochondrion
Molecular function (GO): isocitrate dehydrogenase (NAD+) activity; NAD binding; magnesium ion binding
Source: RefSeq, a predicted model, not a curated record
CUACUACUCUUCUUGCGAUAGAGACAUCUUCAAGCAUUCACCUCACAUCGCCAUCAUGUUCUCUCGACGGGCUGUCCAGGCCCUCCGCAGCAAUGCUGUGCCCACCCCGUCAGUCGCCGCGAGGUCAUAUGCGACCGUCCAGACCGACAUCUUCAAGCCCACCAAGUUCGGCGGAAAAUAUACCGUGACCCUCAUUCCUGGUGACGGUAUCGGCGCCGAGGUCUCUGAAUCGGUCAAGACAAUUUUCAAAGCGGACAACGUGCCCAUCGAGUGGGAGCAGGUCGAUGUGUCUGGUAUGGAGCAGGGCGGCAAGCACUCUGAGGAGCUCUUCCGCGAGUCCAUCUCCUCGCUCAAGCGCAACAAGCUCGGUCUCAAGGGUAUCCUCCACACUCCCGUACACCGAUCCGGCCACCAAUCCUUCAACGUUGCUCUCCGACAAGAGCUCGACAUUUACGCUUCCAUCGUCCUGAUCAAGAACAUCCCCGGAUACGAGACGCGCCACAAGAACGUCGACCUGUGCAUUAUCCGUGAGAACACCGAGGGCGAGUACUCUGGCUUGGAGCAUCAGUCUGUCCCUGGUGUCGUGGAGUCCCUCAAGAUUAUCACUCGUGCCAAGAGCGAGCGCAUCGCCAAGUUCGCUUUCAGCUUCGCCCUGGCCAACAACCGCCGCAAGGUUACUUGCAUUCACAAGGCCAACAUCAUGAAGCUUGCUGAUGGUCUCUUCCGCAACACCGUCCGCAAGGUCGGCGAGGAGUACCCCACCAUCGAGACCAACGAUAUGAUUGUCGACAACGCCAGCAUGCAGUGUGUCAGCCGACCACAACAAUUCGACGUCAUGGUCAUGCCCAACUUGUACGGAGGUAUCCUCUCCAACAUUGGUGCUGGCCUUGUCGGUGGCCCAGGUAUCGUUCCGGGUUGCAACAUGGGUCGUGAAGUUGCCGUGUUCGAGCCAGGCUGCCGUCACGUCGGUCUGGAUAUUCAGGGUAAGGACCAGGCCAACCCUACCGCUUUGAUCCUCUCAGGAAGCAUGAUGCUCAGGCAUUUGGGACUCGACGACCACGCCAACCGCAUCUCCAAGGCCGUCUACGAUGUCAUCGCCGAGGGCAAGACCCGAACACGCGACAUGGGUGGUGAGGCAUCUACGCACCAGUUCACCCGCGCUGUGUUGGACCAUAUGGAGGCUUCUGGUUGAGCGGAGUGACUUUGAGCUGUUGAGAGCAGUGGAUGAGCAGACAGCAGCGGUCUCUGACGGAGACGAGGCGUGAUUGCAGCGGAGCUUCCCUAUUCUCGGACACCCUACGUUGAUUGAGCUGAUUGCUUUGCCUGACUUUUUGCAUAGCCUCGAUGUUGAGAGAUUUGCUACCUCCAUGUAGAUAGACGUGUGUGUAUAUUCAAGGACUUUUCAAACUG